Molecule: messenger RNA, 2196 nt
Organism: Penicillium cinerascens
Lineage: Eukaryota; Fungi; Ascomycota; Eurotiomycetes; Eurotiales; Aspergillaceae
Exons: 2
Coding region: 1-2196 (731 amino acids)
Source: RefSeq, a predicted model, not a curated record
AUGGUGAAGCCCGCUGUGUCUGCUACGGACACGGCGCCGCAGAAAAUGUCGCGAUAUCGGUCCGUUCGAGAGGCCAAGGGUGCCGACUGCCAUGAACUACCUGUUCAAUCUACCCAGUCGGCCGUGGGCACGACAAACGAUCAGAACCCGUCAAUCGCCAGAAGCAUGUCUCGGUACCGCCGCAAUCGCCCCUCCGCAAAUAGCAGCACGGUCGCAGCGGCGGCUCCUCCAACCCCGCCUAUGCCAGAUCAUGCCCGUGCACAGGCCCAGGUGGAUGCGAUGGCACAGCUCACGGGUGGGAAAGAGACGUCAUUUUCGAAACCCUUGCGGUCGGUUAAAUCGGAGAAGGUGCAGGUUGAGAAAGAUGGGGCCAAGACGAAGGCUACUCGCUCAACACCGGAGGCUCGCGAUCUAGAGGGUCGCCAAGCAAACGCACAUGCCUCACCCAACGACAAAACCCGCAAGUCUUUCUUCCAAAGAGUGGGACUCUCAAAGAACAAAGAUUCGAUGAAUUCUGACGAGUCCGCCCCCAGGUAUAUUGGGGUGGGCGGAGGAGGUAUCGUCCCUGGAAUAGAUGCACCGAUUUCCGCUGUGAAUGCUGGAGAACGCCGAGUCACCGUGCAGUACCACAAUACCUCAGUUGAACUGCCUGUGACGCCAUCAACUCAAGUGCAGGAUCUACUUCUGUCCGCCUCCAAAAAGCUCUCUCGAGACAUCGACCCUGAACAGUUCAUCGUCAUUGAAUCCUUCCACCAGGUUGGCCUGGAGAGAAAUCUGCGCCGUUACGAGCGUGUGCGGGAUGUCAUGAACUCCUGGGCACAUGAUGGGGACAACCAGCUGAUUGUCAUCCCUCCUUCGAGCAUGGAUGCUCUCGCCCAACUGGACGCUCAGCUUGUUCCGAGCGAGAAGCCCGGUGAGACAAGUGUUUACCUCUAUUACUCUCAGCGUCCCGGGAAAUGGAAUAAGCGAUACGUGACACUAUGUCCUAAUGGUCAGGUCACCAUUGCAAAGAAGGAGUCCGCCAAAGAUCAUAUCGCCAUCUGCCAUCUUUCCGACUUUGACGUUUACAGACCUAACGCACGAGCUCUUGCGAAGGAAAUAAAACCUCCCAAGAAGAUCUGCGUGGCCAUCAAAAGCCAGCAGAAAUCUUCCAUGUUUUUGUCUACCGACAAAUUUGUGCACUUCUUCAGUACCAAUGACCACGCCACGGCCGACAGGUGGCUCAAAGUGACCCAGGCGUGGCGGAGUUGGUAUCUGGUGAACAAGAUGGGAGUAACCGAGAAGAUCGAGCCUGAUGUCUCACUUCCAGCGAGAUCUCUGACGAACCGGCUCACUGAUGAUUCGGGGCCACGCCCAUCGACUUCCAGGGCUCAGAAGAAGAGCAGCCGUGAACAUGCUCCACCGCCAUCGUCCUUCCCUAAGGAUUUGGCUAUCGAUACCACCGUUGGUGGCUACGGCCCCGCCCCGGGAAGACCCUCCGAAGAAAUGGAGGCUACCACCUUUUCCCCUGGCGGGUUGCUGGGUAGAACUUAUACACAGCGAAAAAAUGCAAUGCAUGAGAGAGAAGAGAGAGAGAAGCGAGCGAAGGAACAACCCUUCACGGAACAGGGUCUCCUUAAUGAAAGCCCUGCUUUCUCGCCCGAGUACUCGUCGAAUCACCAGAACCACCGCUCAAACACCAUGACUCGCGCGCCGGAUGGUCUUCGUCGGUCCUUGUCUGCCAGCCAGAAGCCGAAGCCUCUUCUUGACCUAACACCGGUUUUCCAAGAACCGCCACAGCACACGCGCAAAGGUCGUGGUGUGACUGUCGAGCCCGGCGUAAAGCUUGUCGACGCUGCCACUGGACCUGAGUUCGCCGUUAGUGCGGUGGCUAUCCCGUCUGCAACAACAUGGCGACGACCGUCUGCCGAAGUGUCCUCACAGACCCCUUACCGCUCCAACACCGCUCGCAGCAUACGCCAAGCAUCGCAACCACACAAACCCUCACAGAUGAGUUCUGCCGAGGGCAGUCCCACCGUACCGACCAACCCCUUUCAACCGAACAGCUUACUGGCUUCCUCCAACAGAGUGGCCGGCCAGAGCAAGCCAUUCAAAGGGCGUGGCGUGGCAACAGGUGACCGCAACGCCACGCAGCCGUUGCUAGACAUGUCUCCCGAAAACCCGUUUGCAGAGGGCAGCCUUCUCCAGAAGCUGUAA